This is a messenger RNA of Anopheles maculipalpis, 1406 nucleotides long. RefSeq lists its product as uncharacterized. The record is from RefSeq and is a predicted model, not a curated record. The transcript is spliced from 6 exons. Lineage: Eukaryota; Metazoa; Arthropoda; Insecta; Diptera; Culicidae. The coding region runs from base 43 to 1386 and encodes 447 amino acids.
CCCACACGUGCAACGGUGGACGACCAACGGCGGGCCUUCACAAUGUCGGCCGGAUCCGGUGGGCUCGGUGGGACAGCCUCGGCCCUGCUGAAAUCACCUCAAACGGCCCUACAGUUGCUGCUGGAGGAAAUCAACUUCCAGCGUACGAAGGAGAUGCGCCAGCUGCUGAAAGACGAUGGUGGAUUUGUCGUCCUGCAGGGUACCACCUACUGGACGGACCUGUUCGUGCGACACUUUCUCUUCCAAUCGGAACCGGAGCACAGUAUCGACUGUGACGAUCUGCUGUUCUUCGUGCGCAAAAAGCACAUCAAGGGUUCGUCCCGUGCCAUGCCGCGGUACGAGACGGAAAUCGAAGUCUUCCGGAAGGACUCGCGCAAACUGCCGAUCGGUGACCCGGACGUCGACUGGGAGGAGACGGUCUACCUGAACCUGGUGAUCCACCAGUUUAACUACACGCUCACAUUGGCCAUCUGUACGCGCACCUCGCCGAAGGAGCUGCAAGUGUUGCGGCGCCACUCGCAGAAGGUGUACGCGUCCCCGAGCCGUCGAAAGAUGGACACUAAGGGUGACAGUGAGGAGAUCACCUAUCCGCACAUCUGCUUCAUGGUGGAUAACUUCGACGAGGUGUUCCAUGACAUUCUGGUGCGGGACGGUGAGAUGGUGUGUGUCGAGCUGGUAGCUACCGAUCGGGACGGCAGCGUGCAGGGCGUCAUCUUUCUGGGCUCGAUCCGUUACGAUGCGCUGAAGAAGGUGUACGACGCACGGCAAUCUAGUCUAGGCUCGAAAGUCGCACAACGAAUGUCUUUUGGUUUGUUUAGUUCUGGUGGUCCACAGACACGGUGCGAGUUUGUACGUAUGAAAGGUCCACAGGGCAAAGGACACGCAGAGAUGGCGGUCACGAAACCUAAAGGAUCGGGUGUUGAAACACCGACCAGUGAGCCAGGGUUCUGUGCCACGGACAUGUGGGACUCGGAAUGGGAGGAAGACUGCGAAGAGUACUACAACUAUCGACACCAGCGCCGGCUUAGCGAUCCCAGCGCCAAUCUAAAUAACUUUAGCCGUUACGGCUGGCGUACGAAGAAUCCGGGCGAUCCAGGCUCGUCGUACGGUGGGUCUAAGGCACGUUCCGAAAACGAAGGGCUGGACUGUCUAGCGAACGAAGUGUCUGAAAUCGAGGCCGGCGAUUUGCGUGACGAGCUUGACGAUGGUGCAUACAAUCCGCUCUGGACAACGAAAGGAUUCACGCAAACGUUUCACUUCUGGAAGGAGAAUCGUCGCCAGCAGUCGACGCCAUUGAACGCCUUUCUCACCUACGUCACGUUGCCGUGGUGGAGUAUAGCGAAAGAUCUUCUAGACCACCGGGAGCAACCGAUACUAACCUUUUAAGCGUAGGGAAGGAAUUGGAA